AAGGCAACGGCACAUUCCUUGUUAUCACUGCUUGUCAACGAUCAAGAGCGGACUAAAUAUGUACUUAAAUCCUUGCUUGACAUUUACAAGGAAAAAUUAACCAUGAUUCCUCCUCAAUUGGAUCAAUUUGAUCGAGAAGUUUUUCCCGCGAUUGAUCAAUGGGAACCGCGCAGGGGUAUUGCAAUAUCAAUUUCUCAAAUUUGUAAAUUUUUUGAUAUUGAAGAUGUGGAUCAAAUUAUGCAAUUUAUGGUUUUGCAAGGCUUUGGAGAUCGUAACGAAAUCGUUCAUAAAGAAAUGCUUGCUGCCGCUCUUUGCAUAGUCGAUUUUCAUGGCAAAGAAACAAUAGUUAAUUUAUUACCCGUAUUUGAAGAUUUUUUGGAUAAAGCACCCAAAUCUAAAAGCUAUGACAAUGUUAGACAGGCUGUCGUUAUCAUAAUGGGAUCAUUAGCGCGACACUUAGAAGCUGACGAUAUUCGAAUAGAACCCAUAGUUCGAAGAUUGAUUGCGGCAUUAUCAACUCCUUCUCAGCAAGUACAAGAAGCGGUGUCAAAUUGUUUACCCCAUUUAAUUCCAUCAGUGCGAGACAAGGCUCCCGAGAUUAUAAAAAAAUUGUUACAGUUACUAAUAAAGUCUGAUAAAUAUGGGGAGAGGAGGGGAGCAGCUUAUGGAAUAGCAGGUAUUGUUAAGGGUUUGGGAAUCUUGUCCCUAAAGCAAUUCGACAUAAUGUCUAAGUUAACCACAUUUAUACAAGAGAAGAAAAAUUACAAAUCUAGGGAAGGCGCACUUUUCGCGUUUGAAGUACUAUGUACAACUCUUGGCCGUUUAUUUGAGCCAUAUAUUGUGCAUGUACUACCUCAUCUACUGCAAUGUUUUGGAGAUUCCUCGCAAUAUGUACGACAAGCGGCUGAUGAUACUGCAAAGGUCGUUAUGGGGAGGCUAUCAGCUCAUGGAGUCAAACUUAUUCUCCCGUCUCUACUUAAUGCUUUAGACGAGGAUUCUUGGAGGACUAAGACGGCUUCGGUUGAACUCCUGGGAGCAAUGGCAUUCUGUGCGCCAAAGCAAUUGUCAUCAUGUUUACCAAACAUUGUUCCAAAGCUGAUAGAAGUUCUUGGUGAUUCCCACACAAAAGUGCAAGAGGCUGGUGCUUGCGCGCUAAAAGUUAUUGGAUCCGUUAUUAAAAAUCCAGAAAUCCAAGCCAUCGUCCCUAUUUUGUUGACAGCUUUGGAAGAUCCAUCGAAAAAUACAUCAACUUGCCUUCACAGUUUGCUUCAAACAAAGUUUGUACAUUUUAUUGAUGCUCCAUCCCUUGCACUCAUAAUGCCUGUUGUAGAAAGGGCGUUCAUGGAUAGAUCUACAGAAACACGAAAAAUGGCUGCUCAAAUCAUUGGAAACAUGUACUCUCUAACUGAUCAAAAAGAUUUAGUUCCAUACUUGCCCAACAUAAUUCCUGGUCUAAAAAUGUCAUUGCUUGACCCGGUGCCUGAAGUAAGAGCUAUUUCUGCGCGAGCCUUGGGAGCAAUGGUGCGUGGAAUUGGGGAAUCUUCGUUUGAAGAUCUACUACCGUGGUUAAUGCAAACCCUUACCUCCGAAACUAGCAGCGUUGAUCGCAGCGGUGCCGCUCAAGGCCUUGCAGAGGUCGUUGGUGGUCUAGGUGUGGAUAAACUACAUCAAUUAAUGCCAGAUAUUAUCGCUACUUCCGAAAGAACGGAUAUUGCUCCACAUGUUAAAGAUGGAUAUAUCAUGAUGUUUAUAUACAUGCCCGGACCCUUUCCUAGAGAAUUUACUCCUUACAUUGGACAAAUAAUAAAUCCGAUAUUAAAAGCAUUGGCGGAUGAAAAUGAAUAUGUUCGCGAUACAGCAUUAAAAGCUGGACAACGUAUUGUCAAUUUGUAUGCAGAAUCUGCAGUAAUGCUUCUUCUUCCGGAAUUAGAAAAAGGAUUGUUUGAUGAUAACUGGCGAAUUCGAUUUAGCUCUGUUCAACUAUUAGGUGAUUUGUUAUAUAGAAUAUCCGGAGUGUCUGGAAAGAUGACUACGGAAACGGCUAGCGAGGAUGAUAAUUUUGGAACCGAACAGUCACAUAGUGCCAUAAUAAAAUUUUUAGGCGAAGAAAGGCGAAAUAGAGUUCUAUCGGGACUUUAUAUGGGGCGAAGUGAUGUAUCAUUAAUGGUGCGACAAGCAGCUCUACAUGUUUGGAAAGUGGUUGUAACAAACACACCCCGCACGCUAAGAGAAAUUUUACCUACCUUAUUCGGGUUGUUGUUGGGCUGUUUAGCUAGCACAAGCUAUGAUAAACGACAAGUUGCCGCGCGUACUCUAGGUGAUCUUGUAAGAAAACUAGGAGAAAGAGUACUUCCCGAGAUAAUUCCAAUUUUGGAGAAGGGUCUAAAUUCAGAACACGCAGAUCAGCGUCAAGGCGUUUGUAUCGGCUUAUCGGAAAUAAUGGCAUCAACUUCCAAAGAAAUGGUAUUUUCAUUUGUUAACAGUCUAGUUCCAACUGUAAGAAGAGCUUUAUCUGAUCCAUUGCCAGAAGUCAGAGAAGCUGCAGCAAAAACUUUCGAUUCAUUGCAUUCUACCGUUGGCUCACGUGCACUUGAUGAUAUCUUACCAUCAAUGUUGGAAGGUCUAAACGACCCCAAUCCAGCAGUUGCAGAAAAUACUUUGGAUGGCCUUCGCCAAGUCAUGACAAUUAAGUCGCGGGUAGUGUUGCCGUUCCUUGUUCCUCAACUAACGACAGCGCCAGUUAAUACGAAGGCCCUUUCCAUUUUAGUAUCAGUUGCAGGAGAUGCGUUGACAAAAUAUUUACCUAAAAUUUUAAAUGCGUUACUUCAAACAUUGUCGGACUCUCAAGGAACUUCAUGUGAACAACAAGAACUAGACUAUUGUCAAUCAGUUAUCCUAUCAGUAACAGACGAAACCGGUAUUCGUACAAUUGUGGACAUUUUAAUGACAUCUGCGAAGGCUGAGAACGUGAAGACACGAAAAUCGGCGGCAAGUUUACUUUCUGCUUUCUGUACACACACUCCCGGCGAUUAUUCACAGUAUGUACCUCAAUUGCUACGUUGUUUAUUGCGAUUGAUGGCCGAUUCAAAUCGUGAUAUUCUUCAAAGAUCAUGGGAUGCCUUAAACGCGGUUGUGAGAGGCUUAGAUUCAAACCAGCAAAUCGCCCAUGUGUCUGACGUUAGGCAAGCUGUUAGAUUCGCUGCAAGUGAAUUAAAUGGUUCCGAACUGCCAGGUUUUUGCCUUCCAAAAGGAAUUACUCCUUUGCUUCCUAUUUUUCGAGAGGCAAUUUUAAAUGGUAUGCCAGAUGUAAAAGAAAAUGCUACUCAAGGGCUAGGUGAAGUCAUUGCAUUAACAAAUGCUCAAUCCUUACAGCCAUCCGUUGUUCAAAUAACCGGACCAUUAAUACGUAUUUUGGGAGACCGUUUUAAUGCGGGAGUUAAAGCGGCAGUACUAGAAUCACUAGCUAUUUUGCUGCGAAAGGUAGGGGUCAUGUUGAAACAGUUUUUGCCACAGCUGCAAACAACAUUCCUGAAAGCUUUAAACGAUCCAAAUAAAACUGUACGCAUGAAAGCCGGGCAAGCUGUAACAGAACUUGUAAUUGUUCAUUCCCGUCCUGAUCCAAUAUUUAAUGAAAUUCACAAUGCUAUCAAGUCGAGCGAAGAUUCCUCCUUACGAGAAACUAUGUUAGCAGCUAUGCGUUCGCUUAUCACUUUUGCUGGGGUAAAAAUGUCCGAAGGUUUUAAAAAACAAGCCUUUACUACUCUUCUAACUAUGAUAGCUCAUUCAGAAGAUAUUACUCGGUCUGCUUCGGGAGGCUGUCUGGGCGCACUUCUGAAAUAUUUAGCAUCUCAGCAAUUGGAGGAUAUACUACAGCAGCACAUACUGAUUGUAAGCAACGAGGAUGGUCCGUUAAAACAUGGUCGCACCACAGUUCUUUUCGUCGCAAUAAAGGAGAGUCCUGACGUAAUUGUAACCGCGAAAUUUGAAGAGAAGGUAAUAGAAAUAAUUAUUAAUAGCAUUUCCUCUGAAAAGGUUAAUAUUGCUAGCAACGGUGUUCGCGCAAUAACUUGCUUGUUACAAUUUUAUUUGUCAAAUGAUCUUCCUUACUCACCGUUAAUCGUUUCAAGUUUUACUCGAGCUAUGAACCAUAAGAGCAAUGAAAUAAAACAACUUGUUGCCAAAUGUUGUAAUUAUUUAGCAAAGGAGCUAACCGCAAAUAAGAUGACCCCAAAUAUUUUAAAAUUGCUUGUACCGAUGUUAGUUAAUGGCACCAAAGAAAAAAAUGGCUAUGUGAAGUCCAAUUCUGAAAUAGCUUUAAUAGCAAUUCUACAUCUACGUGAUAACGAUACUACUUUUAAUUUGGUAUGCCAAAUUUUGGAGAUUGGUGCGAGAGAAUCUUUAAAUGAGGUUGUGAACAAAGUUUUACGUAAAGUUGCUGUUCAGCCUGUUGGAAAGGAUGAAGAAUUUGAUGAUACAAUUUUAAACUAAGCCAGUUGUGUAUUUAGAUUGUACUAUAAAUUUAAUUUGAAGUCUAUUGUUGUGUCAGCUACUAUUAUAAAUUAAAAAAAUAAACCAAACCACAAAAAAUUUACAACGAUGAUGCCCAA
Molecule: messenger RNA, 4607 nt
Organism: Rhagoletis pomonella (apple maggot)
Lineage: Eukaryota; Metazoa; Arthropoda; Insecta; Diptera; Tephritidae
Gene: l(3)80Fj
Product: eIF-2-alpha kinase activator GCN1
Exons: 1
Coding region: 103-4488 (1461 amino acids)
Biological process (GO): regulation of translation; cellular response to amino acid starvation
Cellular component (GO): cytosol
Molecular function (GO): protein kinase regulator activity; protein binding
Source: RefSeq, a predicted model, not a curated record